AUGGUUUUUGUGUCCGAUUUCAAGCAGGAAUUUUAUGAUGUAGUUCAAAACCAGAGAAUCUUAGUCCUAGUGGCAUUAGAUGUCGAUGCGCUCUGUGCUUGUAAAAUUCUACAAUAUCUAUUUCAAUGCGAUCACAUCUUGUACACGAUAGUGCCUGUCAGCACGAAGCAAGAGUUGGAAAGAGCUUGUAUCGACUGCUUCGAAACUAUGCAAUAUGUUGUUUUAAUAAACUGCGGGGCAACGAUAGACAUCAUCGACAUGAUUCAACCCCCUUCCCAUAUGGUCUUUUUUAUUUGUGAUAGUCACAGGCCGAUAGACGUACAUAAUGUGUACAACCAAGUCCAAGUGAAGCUGCUGAUGAAGGAAAAGGAAGUGGAUGGUAUCCCGGCUUUCAACGAUAUCUUUCGGGAGGAUGAUGAAGAUGACGAUGAUGAGUCAGGUGACGACGACGACGAUGAUGAUGGUGAUCGACGAACGAAAGAACCUUCUGGAAAGAGGAGAAGAUUUGACGAAGAUGCCCUCGAGAGGAAGAGAGAGUUGAGGCUGUGGAUGCAGAAUAGGCAUAAAGUUUUGUUCGACUACUCGGAGUUCACGACCUGGGGCUCGUCUUCGGCACUUCUCAUGUAUGAGCUGUCUUGGAAGUUAUCAAAAGAGACCAAUGACUUGCUAUGGCUAGCAAUCAUAGGAGUCACAGAGCAGUUCAUAAUGAACAAGAUAGAUAGGGAUAUGUUCAUUGAUAGUAUAUCAUUACUACAGCCACAUGUAUCUAGGCUUAAUCAGAGAAUAACUCCUCUGACGUCAUCGCAGUCCUCAGACUCGACAGCCAAUCAGAAUGGUGGCGCAACGUCAAUCAAUCAAAUGCGGUUGGUCUUCACGCAAGAGCCCCAGCUGAUACUCUAUCGCCAUUGGUCGAUAUUUGAAAGCAUCGUCCACUCGCGUUACACUGCUUGUAAGUUCGUCGUUUGGUCUCUUAGGGGUAAAAAAAGACUUCACGAGUUUCUUGCUGAUAUGGGCCUACCAUUGGUCCAGUGCAGGCAGAAAUAUCAAUGCAUGGACUCUAAAUUUAGGUCAAACUUGGAAGAUGUUAUAUCUAAACAUGCCGAGAAAUAUGGAAUGUUGGAACAAGACUUGUUCCUCCCGACUUUUCAAUGCCACUACGGUUUCAAGUGCAAGUACAGUGCAUCCGAUGUUGUAUACGCCUGCCAUGCUUUAUUGGUUGAUGUCGAGGAUAAUCAAGAUGACCAGCUAUUAUCGUCGAACUUCUUACAAGCCCUGGAUGCUCUCAAAAGAACUCAAUCAGACGACCUUGAGACCGGCAUCGAAAAGUUCAAAGGUCAAACGAGAAUUCUCGUGGCCCAAGUUCAAAGUUUUCUCGAUAUGAACCAAGUCAUAUCGGCUGGUCCGUUCCUCUACACAUUCGUUCAGCAGUCAACCAAUGAUUCAAACCUCUUCACAAGACCAAGUUGUCUAUAUCAGCUUGCUCAGUUCACACUGGAAGCAUAUUGCGCCAAUACACGCAGUAAAAAGGCCAAAUCCCUGCCCCUGAUACUGGGAACAAAGUUGAAAGAUCAAGACUCGCUUCUACUAGUCGGAAUACCUCCACUACUUGAUAAAUCGCACAAAAAUUGUUUUGGCAAGGCAUUUGAACAAGCAGCCAUCAGCUCAAAUUCUAAAGUUUCUCAAAGUUACUUCGAAUCAGCCGUACUUGAACUGAAGACAGAAGACAAGAGCAAGUUCUUCGAUACCUUAAUAAGCUUACUCCAAGAUUGA
Messenger RNA from Helobdella robusta, 1770 nucleotides. RefSeq lists its product as hypothetical. Gene Ontology annotation, cellular component: DNA replication preinitiation complex. The record is from RefSeq and is a predicted model, not a curated record. NCBI's taxonomy places the organism in Eukaryota, Metazoa, Annelida, Clitellata, Rhynchobdellida, Glossiphoniidae. Bases 1 to 1770 code for a protein of 589 amino acids. Gene Ontology annotation, biological process: mitotic DNA replication preinitiation complex assembly; double-strand break repair via break-induced replication; DNA replication initiation. The transcript has 18 exons. Gene Ontology annotation, molecular function: single-stranded DNA binding; zinc ion binding; chromatin binding.